Molecule: messenger RNA, 4168 nt
Organism: Alosa sapidissima (American shad)
Lineage: Eukaryota; Metazoa; Chordata; Actinopteri; Clupeiformes; Clupeidae
Gene: cdh6
Product: cadherin 6
Exons: 12
Coding region: 220-2631 (803 amino acids)
Biological process (GO): cell-cell junction assembly; cell morphogenesis; calcium-dependent cell-cell adhesion
Cellular component (GO): catenin complex; plasma membrane; adherens junction
Molecular function (GO): calcium ion binding; cadherin binding
Source: RefSeq, a predicted model, not a curated record
CCGUGGGAGGGGAGAGGGAGAAGACAGCCCGCGAGGAUUCAGUGUUUGUGCGACAUUCAACGGAUACACAUCCACGCUCGGACUUUCUGCCGCUAUCCUUGAUAACUGUGGUACGCCCUAUCUCACAACUCAUCCAGCGAACUAUGAGCCUGCCAAAGUUCUACGGCCUCAACAGAUAGGAUCCCCGGGCUGCUCAGCAAUAACUCCACGGAACACAACAUGAGGACUUACCUUGCGCUCUUGCUGUGGGCCGCCGCGACCCUUGGUGUGGACGGCAUGGUCUUUUUUCAGGGCUCUGAGGGGGUAGUGGGGAAGGAAAUGGACCGACACAAAUCAAAACAUGGAGCGCCUCUCAGGCGAGCGAAGCGAGGCUGGAUGUGGAAUCAGUUCUUCCUGCAGGAGGAGUAUACUGGAUCAGACAAUCUCUACAUAGGCAAGCUGCACUCCGAUAUGGAUAAGGAGGAUGAGACCGUGAGGUACGUGCUCAACGGGGAAGGAGCGGGCACCAUCUUCAUUAUCAACGAGCAAACAGGGGACCUGCACGUCACACGGAGUCUGGACCGCGAGUCCAAGGCCAGCUACAUCCUGAGGGCCCAGGCCGUCAACAGGAAAACGGGCUACCCACUGGAGCCAGAGACGGAAUUCAUCGUGAAGGUCCACGACAUCAACGACAACGAGCCAAAGUUCCCUCAGGAGGUCUACUACGCCACCGUCCCAGAGAGGUCGAAUGCAGGCACAUCCGUGACCCAGGUAAUAGCCGAGGACGCAGACGACUCGAUGUUCGGCAUGGCGGCCAGGCUGGCCUACAGCAUCAGCCAGGGUCAUCCUUACUUCUCAGUGGAGCCAGCCACAGGCAUCAUCAGGACAGCCCUGGGGCCCUCUGACAUGGACAGGGAACAGCGGGAGCACUACCAGGUGGUGAUUGAGGCCAAGGACAUGGGCGGAUCCAGGGGAGGCCUCACAGGAAGUACCAUCGUCAACAUAACGCUCACUGACGUCAACGACAACCCUCCCCGAUUCCUCACAAGUGAUUUUUCGUUCAGUACCCCGGAGACCACAGAGAUGGGCACUCCCAUUGGGAGGGUGAAGGCUUUUGACAGGGACAUUGGCGUCAACGCCGAGAUGGACUUCAGCAUCAUCGGUGGAGAUGGACAGGACAUGUUUGAUAUUACCACUGACAGGAUCACACAGGAAGGGGUGCUCAGUGUUAAAAAGCCCCUGGAUUUUGAGAGGAAGAAGUCUUAUGACCUUAAGAUCCAGGUGCAGAACCCGCGUCCUCUGGUGGACCUGCAGAUGCAGGCAGUCAGCAAAGCCACCGUGCGCAUCAGCGUGGAGGACGUGGACGAGCCGCCGGUGUUCGAGCGCUUCACCUACAUCAUGGAGAUGAAGGAGAACACCGCCGCCGGCUCCACCGUGGGCUCCGUCAGUGCCAUGGACCCCGACAUCCGGCACGACCCUGUCAGGUAUUCCAUUGAUCGACACACGGAUCCAGAUCGUGUUUUUAAUGUUCACGGAGGAAACGGCUCCAUCUACCUGCUCAAGUCCCUGGACCGGGAGAAGGCAGCCUGGCAUAACAUCUCUGUUGUUGCCACUGAGUUCAACAAUCGGGAGCAGAAGAGUAGUGUUCCAGUGUUUAUCCGUGUCUUGGACGUCAACGACAACGCACCCACCCUCGCAUCCUUCUACGAGACGUUUGUCUGUGAAAAUGCAAAGUCUGGCCAGAAAAUUCAGACCAUCACAGCAGUGGAUGAAGACGAUCCUGCCGGUGGCCAUCGCUUCUUCUUCAAGCUGGCCCCGGAGAGUUUAGAGUUUAGACCCAAUUUCACUCUGAAAGACAACCAAGAUAGCACGGCAUCAAUUUUCACCCGCCGCACUGGCUAUCGCCGGCUACAGCAGAGCUCUUUCCAUCUCGCCGUGGUCAUCUCCGACGGCGACUACCCCAUGCAGAGCAGCACCAGCACGCUCACGGUGCGGGUGUGCACGUGCGACCGCGACGGCAACAUGGAGAUGUGCAACGCGGAGGCCCAGUCCGGAGUGGCCGGCCUCAGCACUGGCGCCCUGGUAGCCAUCCUGCUGUGUGUCAUCAUCCUGCUCCUGAUUGUGGUGCUCUUCGCUGCGCUGAAGAGGCAGAAGAAGAAGGAGCCCCUGAUCAUCUCCAAGGAGGACGUGCGGGACAACGUGGUCAGCUACAACGACGAGGGCGGCGGAGAGGAGGACACGCAGGCCUUCGACAUCGGCGCCCUGCGCCACCCCGAGACCAUGGAGGAGGCCGCCAAACAGCGACGGGACAUCAUGCCCUCCGAGACGCUCUUUGCGCCUCCGCCGCUGCUGAGGCGGAGCGUGGCAGCACCGGGCGGCAUGCCCCCAUCGCGGGACAACGCCGACGUGCGGGACUUCAUCAACCAGCGGGUGCUUGAGAAUGACCUGAACCCCACGGCGCCUCCGUACGACUCGCUAGCCACCUACGCCUACGAGGGCAACGGCUCAGUGGCCGAGUCGCUCAGCUCGCUGGGCUCGGCGUCCACGGAGGAUCCUGGGGAGCAAGACUACAACUACCUCAGCGAGUGGGGACCGCGCUUCCGCAAGCUCGCCGACAUGUACGGGGGCGAGGACAGCGACAGGGACUCCUGAGAAUCCCAAAAACGGAGCGUUCGCUGAGAAAAGACGGAAAAAACAAUCUGAAGAAAACUAAGAAAAACAGAAUCCGUUUCUGUUAAGGAAAGUGGAAUAUGCAGCCCGAGUUUUUUUUCUUUAAAACAAAAGUGCCCUUGACUCUUUUUUGUAACUGAUGCCGCAAAAUCUCUCCGCCAAUCUCUCUCUCUCUAUCCCUCACUCUCUCUCUCCCUCACUCUCUCUCUCUCCCUCUCUCUCUCUCUUUCUGUGGCAUCAAGCAGUUUGUUUGUUAUUUUUGUGCCAGGCAGACACUGAAGAGGAAGUGGGCUUCCCUUAUGAAGGGAAUCAAAGGAUUGUAAAAGCAUUCUGGUGCUUCUCACUUUAUUGUGCCAUCUCUGUGGCACUGCAGGCACUGCAUGUGUUGUGAAGGACACUGCCCAGUGAUAAAGGCUGAGGCCAUCUCAAUAAUCAGUAAUCAGUAAUCAAGUCCUUCUUCAGUGACUUAAGUACAGUGUCCAUUUCCUUCUCGAAAAACCAAAAUAUUGGAGAAUGUCUAACUGGUUACAGAUUUCUUCUGCUGUCAUAGACAUGGAUAUUACAGGCGAGUACACAGUCUCCUCUCUUCUGUGGAGAGUGUUUCAUCCUUAAUGAGGAAGUGCUACAUCAGCAUUAUUUCCUCCUUUGGAGUGGAGACAUGAGGACCACAUUAUACUCAGUGAAUGUUUCUCAACUUCGAUGACGUACACUCUUUUGUGACUGUGCAGUGUUCACAAAAUGUCGAGCCAGAACUUUAACACCCAAUGAUGUGUAUAUGUUUUGAUUUUCUGUGUACUGCCAUUUGAGGAACUUGGUUUUUUGUUUUGUUUUUUGUUUUCUGUGAAUAAAGAUGGGGAUCUUAUGUGUGCUAAAUGUAUUUGUUUAUUUCAGUUAACCUCCACUCAGCACUCUGCACACUGCACAAUGCACAGGUGAUGAUGACCUGUUAAAAAUCAAUUUGAGAGUUGAAGUCAAAUGUCUGUUUUAGUAAACUUAUCCACAAUGUUAUAGUCUAAAUCCGUUGAAGGUGAAUUUAUGAACCCUCAGUGGUUUUAUUUCUUUGUGCCACCAGGAGCUUAAACUUGAGAUUGCAUUUAUCUGUGUUUUGUGAAACAACAAAAGACAUUUGGUUCUGUUUUAUGAUGGCAGAUGCCACCUGGCUACUGCUGGCUUUUUUUCGCCCAGAAAGGAGCCAUGCUUUGAGAUUCGUGUGCUUAAGCAUUUUAUGACACUGCAAGUGUAGACUUUGGGCUAAAGUCAUGUUACAGUAUUGGGAGUAUGUGGUAGAUCAUGGUUGCUGUGUGGUUCAAUGAUCUAGUGCUUUGUUACAGUGACUUUGGGAACCUAGACAACUCUAUGUACUAAUUUGCUUUGUACCUUGUAAGAUUUUGUACCAAAUAUUUAUAAAGACAUAUGAUUACUGUAAUAUCCUUUGAUGUAUUUUGGAGGUGUAAAACUUAAAUGUGAGCAGUUUGCAGUUCAUAUGAGGAUGUGUUGAUUUUAUGAAAAUAAACAGUUU